GUUCGGCAAAUCCAGGCCUCUUCCUUGGCCUUCGCGGCCAUCCUGGACAACGGAUCUGUUGUGACUUGGGGCGAUGCAGAUGGUGGUGACAGCAGUGCUGUGCAAGAUCGGCUUGUGAAUGUGCAGCACAUCCAAGCCACCUACAGAGCAUUUGCUGCCGUUCUGGACGACCGAUCUGUGGUGACUUGGGGAGAUGCUGAAUAUGGUGGUGACAGCAACAACGUGCAGCCUCUCCAUGAUGUACAGCAGAUCCUUGCUUCGUAUGCAGCCUUUGCCGCCAUUCUCGGUGACAGGUCUGUCGUGACCUGGGGCGAUGCGGAGUAUGGCGGUGACAGCAGAGCCGUGCAACAUCUCCUCAAUGGAGUGCAGCAGAUACAAGCCUCUUACGGUGCUUUUGCCGCCAUCCUGAGCGACUCAUCUGUCGUGACCUGGGGCGAUGCCAAGUAUGGGGGUGACAGCAGAGCCGUCCAAGACCGCUUGCGCCAUGUCCAGCAGAUCGAAUCUGCCCACAGAGCCUUCGCCGCCAUCCUGGACGAUGGAUCUGUUGUUACAUGGGGAGAUGAUGGGCAAGGUGGCGACAGCAGUGCCGUGCAGCACCUGCUCAAGGAUGUGCAGAGCAUCACUGCAUCUUCAGCGGCCUUUGCGGCUUUGCUGGGUGAUGGAUCUGUCGUGAGCUGGGGUGAGAGCAAAUCAGGUGGGGACAGCAGAUUCGUGCAGUGUGGGCUGCAGAAUGUACAAAAGAUCCAGGCUGCGAACAAUGCCUUUGCUGCCGUCCGGGUCGACGGAUCUGUUGUUACAUGGGGAGAUGCUGAAAGUGGUGGCGACAGUACUGCUGUGCAACAUCAGCUGAGACAUGUUCAACAGAUCCAGUCGUCUUCGAAAGCCUUUUGUGCCGUUCUAAACGACGGAUCUGUAGUGACCUGGGGCUGUGCUGAUUGUGGGGGCGACAGCAGUGCUGUCAGAUGCCAGUUUUAA
This is a messenger RNA of Symbiodinium necroappetens, 975 nucleotides long. NCBI's taxonomy places the organism in Eukaryota, Dinophyceae, Suessiales, Symbiodiniaceae. The record is from the annotation of a GenBank genome assembly.